UGGGACGGUCCGGGUAGAUUUUCUCAUCGGCCGACAUUAAAGCCAAUUAACUAGUAACGGAUAACUGUUUACUACGUAUUCAUGUUUGAUAUAAAUGUUUAUAGUGAGUCGCGUCGGGAUUAUAAGUUUCUGUAACUGUGUGAGGCGUUAAAUGGACUAGUGAUAAGUUGGACCGGGUUGUGUCGUGCCGUGUUGUGUUGCAGGCUUUUGGACGCAUUUUUUUGCUUUCCUCAAGCGCUGGUACUUUCGUUUUCGCUAGAUGACACCUAGGUAAGGCGCUCGCUGUUUCUGGAGAAUCGAUGGGAAUUUAAAAGCCGCGAGAGCGGGGCCGUGUCAAGAUGAUGGUGGAGACCAUUUUGGACUCCUCGCAGGACUUCGGCAUGUCCAACGGGGUGCUGCCUCAGUGGAAGCGCGAGCUGCUGCAGCGGCGCGCGGCGCGCUCCCGCCCCGCGCCGCCGUCCGCCCCCGCGCCCCCGCCCGCGCCCCCGCCGGAGGAAGACGAGGAGCUCCGCUACGGGCCCGGCAUCGUCAAGCGACUCAAGUCCAGAUACCUAUCUCUCGCCCUUAGAGACGCCCCGAGGCGCAGACCAUCAGUACUUAGACGUGCGGCCUCCCUUGAGCACCUCCUAGAUGAGCGUCCCCCGCCCGCGCCGCGCCCGCAGCGGCAGCGCCCCGUGUCUCUAGCGCCCGCGUGCCCGGCCGCGAUCCCUCCGCGCCGCGACUCAGUGAAACGCGCCCGCUCAGUUGACGCCCUAAGCCGCUUGGAGCGCGAGGAACCGCCGCCGUCUCCGCCUCCGCCGCCGCCUAUCGCUCCGCGACCGCCGACUGUCCGCAAUGCGCGCCCGCCGCGCCGCCCCGCUCCGCUCCUCCGCGAAACCGAACGCCCUCCGCCUGAUGUUGUCAAAUCUACGCUCAGAAAAUUCGAAUCCGCUCCGACUCGCCGAACGGCCCCCGCCGCGCGGGUAUCGGCCGUUUUGCGGGGCUUCACGGCCUCCACUCCGGAACCAAAAGACCGAUCGCCGAGCCCGAUCAAUGAUGUAUCGAUUAUCGAAGAGCCGGAAAGCCCACAAGCGACUAAAACGGUCUCUAGAGCCGCUUUAGACGGAAUAGCACAAGCCGGGUCGACGGUCAGGUAUUCUUUCGAGGCCCCAAAACGCGGAUCGCAUUUACCUUUAGUAUCCGCUUCGAACCCAGUGCUGCUCGGUCGAGCGAGGCUGUCGCCGUCGCCUCGCCGCGUCGGCGUCAUCAGGCCCAUGCCAGCGCCGACGCUCGAGCGCUCCGUCUCUACUCCCGCUCCUCUGCCAGAAGACAUAGACAAAAUAGAAGUUCCCCGCAUCGUGACUCCUCCACCUUCACCCAUAGCGGAACCAGAAACGCCUAAGGAAAAGAAAGAAACACCUUCGGCUCUAGUCGAGCCGAUACCUCGCUCUCCACCUGAAGAAAUCAGAGAAGUCAUAAGAAACCUCACUCCGCCUCGCGAGAUUACCCCGGAGCCUAAAAUCGAAGAGAUCGAAAAGCCGGAGCUUAAAACACCUGAGAUCAAAACGCCUGAGAUGAAAACACCCGAGCUCAAAACUCCCGAGCUGAACGGUCACGUAGAAAGAAAAACUUUAAAGACAUGGAAGAGUUUGGACGUUGAAAAGAAAGAGCCAAAGGAGAACGGGGACGUGAAAUCUUGGAUAAGGGGGGGUAGUCCCGCGGCGGCCAGGAGGGGGCGGGUGCCGGCGCCCGCGGCCACGUCGGUGGUCUUCAACUUCUCUGGGAGGAAGGAGGUGCCGGACUACAUCGAGAAUGAUGGCAUCAUUCUAAGGAAUAAGCGGGACAAGAUUAAGGCAUCCGACCCCGGCGUUGUCGUCCUGCGUCCCGAGGCGCUUGCGGACAAUUCUGACUCGGACGAGCCGGACGACUGCGGGCCUCCCUCGCCGCUCGCCGUUCGCUUCGUCAAUGACAACGUGCUCAUCAACGGCCGCUCCUCCAUGCCGUCUAAACCAGACCGCAGCCGCACCGCCAGGCUGAAGAUCCAGUUCGACGACUCACUCACGCGCACGUUCGAGUAUCCAUCGGAGACGUCUCUCUGCGAGGAGUCGCCGCCCGCCCCGCCGCCCGCUCACCAGACCGUCAUGGCCUCCAACACUCAUAUAGCGUCCGCGUCCCUGUCCCGCUAUACGCCGCACAAGACGCUCGCGGACGCGUUCCAGCUCGGCGUCACGAGGCACGAACGGGAAGAACACACAGUGAGCACAGAGGUCCGACCGGAGCCGACAGAAUCCGAGGACGCGCGGCCGUGCGCGGCCGACUGCGCGCGCACCUGGAGCGAGGCGCGCACGCACGCCACCGACCUGCUGUUCUAGUGUAAUGGCGGAGGACCCAGCAAAAGCAGUGAAAUGAACAUUCCUAUAAUUGUUAAUUAACAAGCAUAUUGUGGAUAAUUUUGAUACGAUUUUGACGAAAGUCUGAACAUAUGUACUUAACGUUAAACUUUAUGUACUUACAUUUAUAUCCUUUGUAUGGGCUGACGCGACAAGACCCUUUUGGCCUUGUUAUAUAUGUGUUGAUUAAUAAUCGCUAGCUUAUAUUAUGUACUUAUGCUGUGACUAUUUGUAACUACGGCCUGUACUUUUUGCGGCUCUUACUAUUGUUUGAAAACAUAAAUUAUUGUAACCUUUUGUUUCUAUCUAAAUACAAUUGAAAUAUUAUUACCAAAGACAUAUAUAACUCCGUAUAAUCAGAUAAAAAAAAUGUAUAGGUGUCUAAAUGGUUGGUUGAUUCUCGGCUAGAUGGCGCU
Molecule: messenger RNA, 2785 nt
Organism: Leguminivora glycinivorella
Lineage: Eukaryota; Metazoa; Arthropoda; Insecta; Lepidoptera; Tortricidae
Gene: bif
Product: serine/arginine repetitive matrix protein 1
Exons: 8
Coding region: 339-2351 (670 amino acids)
Biological process (GO): neuronal signal transduction; chemotaxis
Cellular component (GO): rough endoplasmic reticulum membrane; nuclear membrane
Molecular function (GO): microtubule binding
Source: RefSeq, a predicted model, not a curated record